AUGUCAGAUCAAGAGCAGAAACAACAUCGUUCUGAGUCAGGAGAAGAAGAUUCCAUAAUGGAACAGUCAGAGAAGACAGUUGAGCAAAGUUCUGAUCAUGAGAGUGACACCUUCGAGGAUGCCAAUGAUGUUGAAGAAAUUGCAGACACUCCUACCUCCCCAGUUGAGAGAACCAGGUCUUUGACGAAACGGAGAUCAUCAUCUAUUAAGAGCAAUACACAAGAUAUCAGUGCCGAUAUUCCGUCGGUCCCAACAGUACCACUCCCAGAAUCGAAUGGCGAAACGAAUCACGAACAAAUAGAACCCGAUAAUCAACUACCUACUCCGCUACCUAAAUCCCCCCUUUUAACAUCUCAUCGCAUGUCCACGACGUCCCUCCAUAAUGUGAAUCUCGAAGACGGUGAUGAUUUUGGAUCACCUCCACCUCCACCCCUUUCGAAAGUAGCACCAGAGGAAACGAGACCUGAUCAACCACCCGAAUUACCACCAAAACCCAGCAUAAUAACUCCAAUGCAAGGUCUUUCUGGAAACCUUCCGGAUGUGCCAUUCUCACCGCCGCCACCCCCUCCUCCUCCUCCUCCUGCUCCUGUCAGCCUUUCUGCGCCCGCCCCUAUCACAAGAAAAUUGACCAGUCCAUUUUCCUGGCUUUCAAGAAAUACCUCGGCUCCAAAAGAGAACGUAAAAUCACCGCCAAUACCCUCGCCUCACACGAGUGAGCGUAGAUAUACCGGUUCUUCGAUAGCAACCAUCAGCAGUAAUCCUGAAAUGAUGCUAAGUAAAUUGGAGGAGGGCAAUGAAAUCGACAUUACGAAUGGGGUUAGACGACCUGGGAGGAAUAGUCUGCGGGACAGAUUUAAGCUCUUGAGAAUGCGAGAAGAGGCCGGUAUAACAGAGUUGCCGGAUGAAAAGGAUGAGGCAGGCAAUACAGCAUUCGGGGGGCUUAUUAGGCAGCGUACAAGUCUCGGUUUGGGAUUUACGGGUUCCCAUGAUGACAAGGACCACUCUCCUUCAUCUUCUGUCCCGCCAGCGAGUCCUAACCCGGUUACUGUCAACCCCGCAUUAGCCCCUGGUACGGCGUCUGGAGUUUCUGCGGGCCCUUCUGCAAUGACUGAUCCAGAAGCACCGGUCGAUUGGGAUUUGUGGCAGAAUGUCGUCUACGAAGGACCCGCCGCGGUUGCAAGAACAAGUGCAGAAGAACUUAACCAAGCUAUCGCAACAGGUAUACCGCAUGCUAUCAGAGGUGUGGUAUGGCAAGUCUUAGCAGAGAGUAAGAACGAAGAGCUUGAAAUUAUCUAUAGGAACCUGGUGAAUCGAGGUACAGACAAAGACAAGGACAGGAUGAGCACAUCCAGCGGAGCACAAAGCAAUGGAUCGAUAAAGGAGACUAUGGUUUCAUCAGCAUCAUCAAUACAUUCUGAGAAAUCUACGCCCGCAACUACCGUCACCAACGGGGUGAGAUCCCCCUCUCCACCUAACGAGAGAGAUUUAGCCUUGUCUUUGGCUGAAAAGAAAAAGAAAGACAAGGAAGAUGCGGCAGCAUUGACAAAACUCGAGAGGGCCAUCAAGCGAGAUUUAGGUGCUCGAACGAGUUAUUCGAAAUUUGCUGCAAGUGCCGGAUUACAAGAUGGAUUGUUCGGUUUAUGCAAGGCAUAUGCUCUUUACGAUGAAGGCGUUGGCUACGCACAAGGCAUGAACUUUCUAGUUAUGCCUUUGCUUUUUAACAUGCCCGAGGAGGAAGCGUUCUGUCUAUUAGUACGACUUAUGAAUCAGUAUCACCUUAGAGAUCUUUUUAUCCAGGAUAUGCCAGGUCUACAUAAACAUCUUUAUCAGUUUGAAAGAUUAUUAGAGGACUUCGAACCGGCAUUGUAUUGUCAUCUCCAUCGACGUCAAGUUACACCUCACUUGUACGCAACACAGUGGUUCCUUACUUUAUUCGCCUAUCGCUUCCCCUUACAACUUGUGCUUCGAAUCUAUGAUCUCAUUCUUAGCGAAGGUCUCGAGGCUAUUCUCAAAUUUGGAAUUGUACUCAUGCAAAAGAAUGCAGCUCACCUCCUGACCCUCACUGAUAUGGCUGCAUUAACCACAUUUCUCAAGGAUCGACUUUUUGAUGUUUACAUUGAUGCUUCUCCUUCGGCGGGAUCAAUUCUGGAAUCUGGCUUCUUCGGAAAUUCUGGCGCGACUAUCGAUAAAGAAGUCUAUCGAGCAGAUCAUAUGAUUCAAGAUGCUUGUGCCGUCAAAAUAACUCCUAAAAUGCUCGAGACAUAUGCAUUAGAAUGGGAAGAAAAGACCAAGCUGGAGAAAGAUCGAGAAGCAGAGCUAGAGCACCUGAAAUCGACGAAUAUCGCUCUUACACACAAAGUUCGACGUCUCGAAGAACGAGUUGAGUCACACGAUACCGAACACGCAGCCUUAGCCACCGACCUUGUUCGUACCAAGGUCGAAAAUCAGGAAACACAGGAUGAGAACGAAACUCUCAAGGAACAAGUCAAGGAGUUGAAGAUUGUGAUUGAUAAGUUACCUGAACAGAUUGAAGCAAAAUUACAGAGUGAGAUGGAUCGCUUAAUGAAGAGGAAUCAAGAAGUUCAUGAAGAUAAUCAAAAACUCGAGGAUGAAAUUAAUGAAAUGGAGCAAAAUCUGGUGGAGACAAAGAUGAAAUACGCCGAGAUAAAUGCAGCCCAUGAAGCACUUACUCGAAAAUGGACGGAUCUGAGGAAAGCUCUUGGCGACUAA
Molecule: messenger RNA, 2730 nt
Organism: Sclerotinia borealis F-4128
Lineage: Eukaryota; Fungi; Ascomycota; Leotiomycetes; Helotiales; Sclerotiniaceae
Source: the annotation of a GenBank genome assembly